GUCGAUUCUGACAUGAUUCUCUAAAGCUAAACUUAAAUUUAACAACAGUGUAUCCUUUUCAGUUUCUAAACGGAGUGAAAAAGCGAGACUGAUUUUAAAUUUAGUUUUAAGUUUAGAGAAUCAUGCCAGAAUCGACCCCAACUUAAUGUCAAACAUAAUAACUGCACGGAGUGGAAGUUGGACUGUACCUCAAUCCAAUCAGUUAAUGACAUCAAUUUCUAUCAAUAGUCAAUACCGUAGGUCAAUAGUUCAAUACCUAUCAUCAAUCAUAAUAAAGUAACUGUCAUCAAUUUAGUAAUGUUGCUGUGUCCCAUCCUCUCCCAAAGAAUUUUUAAAUUUAAAUGAUGGCAGAUUCCAAUAAUUUAAUAGUAUGUCCAGUGUGUAAUCGCGAAUUCAAGAAAGAAGUUAUUGAGGAACAUGUGAAUAAAUGUUUGUUUCUAAAUGCUUCGGGGCAAAGUGCCUCAAAAAGAGAGUUGGCAAACUCUGAUAGUACAACUACUGUUACACUUCCAAAAAGAAGAAAAUUAAAUUCGACUUCAACUGGUUGCCCAAUAGUAGAACAAAAAGAAUCUAUUGAAGUUGUUAACUCUUCUCAAAAACAUCAUGCAACUGUAAAUAGAAUGAAUAAAAUAACAGUCCCUUUAGCUGAACAAAUGAGACCACUCCUAUUGGAUGAUAUUAUUGGGCAUAUAGAUUCAUUUGGAAGAGGAACAAUGUUGAGGUCAAUGCUAGAGCAGAGAAAAAUUCCUAACAUGAUCUUAUGGGGACCUCCUGGUUGUGGAAAGACCUCUCUAGCCAAUGUAAUUGCAAACAUAUGCAAAGAAAGUAAAACUAUGAGGUUUGUUAAGAUGUCUGCUACAAUGGCUGGUAUUAAUGAUGUGAAGGAGAUAGUAAAAAUUGCUAAGAAUGAGGCGCAAUUCAAAAAGCAAACUAUCCUUUUCAUGGAUGAAAUACACAGGUUUAACAAAUUGCAACAAGAUACCUUUUUACAACAUGUUGAAAAUGGAACAAUCACCCUCAUUGGUGCUACAACUGAGAAUCCUUCAUUUAGUUUAAAUAAUGCCUUACUAAGCCGUUGCCGAAUAAUAACAAUGCAAAAGCUGUCUGUUGCUGAUGUAUUGGAAAUAUUGAAGAGAGCGGUAAAAAAAAAUUGUAACAUAUUAGUACAGGAUUCCAGGAGUAGUUUUGAUGAUAUGUCUAAGGAACAAAUUCCAAGUAUUAUAGUGGAAGAAGAAUCAUUACGAUGGUUGGCGGAAAUUUGUGAUGGAGAUGCUAGAAUAGCUUUGGGAGCUCUAGAACUUGCAAUUACUUCUCGGGACACAGAGAGCGACGUGUGCAAGGACGGACCCACAGUUCUAUCACUUGAUGAUAUUAAAAAUGGUAUAAAGAGAACCCACAUGUUAUACGAUAAAAAAGGGGACGAACAUUACAAUACUAUAUCGGCGAUACAUAAGUCAAUACGAGCAAGUGAUGACAACGCUGCUUUAUAUUGGACUACCAGAGCAUUGCACGGAGGGGAAGAUCCGAUAUUCAUAGCACGUCGGCUUAUACGUGCAGCUUGUGAAGACAUUGGUUUAGCUGAUCAAUCAGCCCUUGUGGAAGCCGUUGCGUGUUUACAGGGUUGCCAGCAAAUAGGGAUGCCAGAAUGCGAUGUAUUGUUAGCACAGUGUGCUGUUAGACUGGCAAGGGCCCAAAAGAGUCAAGAGGUUUACAGAGCCAUGAAAAAAUGCCAAAGUCAUUUAAAAGAGUCCAAAGGACCUUUACCGCCAGUACCACUUCAUUUAAGAAAUGCACCUACUAAACUGAUGAAACAGUUAGGUUUCGGGAGUGGGUAUAACAUGUUGCAUAAAGAUGAGUCCGGUCUCUCGUAUAUGCCACAAGGUAUGGAGGAUUACGAUUUCUUCAACCCACCUGGAGUGUAAUGGAUCCAAAAAAAAAAUCUAAUAAAACACAAGAUUCCUACUGUCAAUGUUUUUAUUUGAGAUAAUCUCAUUUUACAAUUGAAUGACAUCGUAAAAAUUUAUAUUUACAAGACGCAAACUGUAAUAUUACAAAUUUACUUAAUAUUGUACCUUUUGUAACAUUGUGAUGGCUCUUGCCAAAUUUUCGAUCCUAACCUUACAAAAAUAAAAUAACAUUAUCUUAUUUUACAACAUUUACUACUUGCACAUUGUGCACAAACACGCCAUAAUAAUUUACAUCAUUUCAACUACAGACUACACACUUGAUUUCUUCAUAUUUUAUAUUAUUUUCUAGAAACUUGACCUAUCAAAUUAUUCUUAACUAAUAAUCUUAAGUAGAUUAGAUACAUUAUAGAUAUCGCAUAAACGAGACAAAAAUUACAAUCCAUUGAAAAGCUUUCAUGGUCUUUUGACAUUUUGCCUUGUUCACAUGAUAUACGUGAACUAACAUGCGCGUUGUAGACUUGGUUUUCGAUCCUUCAUACGUAAAAUUGAAACUUGCUUAACUUUUGUAAGCCAUAUAUUCAAUACCAUUUACCACAUUAUGGUAUAAUGUUGGACCUUUUGAAUUUAGGCAUAGGUAUUUCAGAGGAUGGAAAAUCAAAGAACAGUUUAGAAAAUCUGUACAGGAGAACUUUUAAUAACUUAUUCUUAAACCUUACCCUAUGGUUAUAAGCGAAAAUUUAUCUAAGUGCUCUAAAUAAAAAUAAAUUAGAAUCAGACUUCUAAUUUUCGGUCCUAAUGUGACAGGAACAAUGUGUCGUUUGGGUCCAAAUAUUUAAAAAUAUUAGAAUAGAAACAAAUACCUUCGCAGUGUAUCACACUUAAAUUUUCAUAGGUCAUAAGUUCAUAAAAUAACUAAGUAAGUAAAUGUAUAUAAUAAUAUAGACAUAAAUUGUAUAAAGUGGAACGUUUGCAAAAAACAAAAUUGUAUAUAGAAAUAUAGCUCACACUAACAUUGAUUGAGAUUGAUUGGGUUUUAAAAGAUGUAGUCGGGGCCCGCCAUGUCGAUCGCCCAGCGAAACUUGUCGCGUUGAGUUUUGUUGUAAAUCUUCUCGAUAGGUACGUCAUGCUUUUUACACCUGAAAUUAAAGUAGUAUAUGAAAAUCAACAGAUAUACGAGGGUCGAGAUAAUUGAGCUUAGAAGUGCCUAAAGCAAUUGUUUUGUUUUCAUCACGGUCUGUUUCCUGCAAUUCCAAUUUCUUAAGCUGCUCUCUCAAACGCUCUAGGGCUUUCUUUUUCUUGUCACAAGCUAGCUUCUCUUUGACUGAGCCACGUUUGGCUGCCUUAGUAGCCUGCCGCAAAUCUUCCUCAGCUUCAUCCACUUGAUCACGUUUUGCUUGAAUCUUUUCUUUCAAAGCUUCCAUGGACUUAGAAUGCCCUGAAAAGAGAAAUAAAACAUAAAAAAAUUAAAUUUGUAUAGCAUUGUCUAAAAAGAGAAAUUUUAGAUAAUGCUGUACUAAAACACACAAAAAUUCCAAUAGUAAAAAUCGAACUUAUAAGUAUACCUUUUGGGACUGCUCUCUGAUGGUUGCAAAGUAUGGCUACAGCACGGUUAGCUCUGUUAUAAGCUAGAAUUUUUUCAGGUAUAGAAACAUCACCAUCUGUAAGCUCAUCUAAUUGUCUUUGUAAUGUAAUAGAGGCAUUGUAAGUACGGAAAACUUUUGCAGUUAAACCUGGCAUUAGAUCUUUCAAAUGUUCAUUUAGUGUUUGAGUAUUAAGUCUAUCAAACAAGUCAUCACUGUCUUUCUUGUUUUCCAUGAAUAGUUCAAGAUUUUUAAAUACUCUCUUCUCCACUGGCACCUCAUUGUAAUAUCUAAUUGAAUCUUUACCAAGAAAGUCGAACACAACUACAUAUUCUUUGCCAUCCUUUUCCUUAUGUAGUUCUAUAUGUUCAACACGCAAGGAACAGCAACCGACUGUAUCUGCUUGAUCAUCAUCUUUUUCAUUACCUGCUCUUAACGCAAGACGAUCAAUAAAAUAUAAAGCAACUGCCCUUUGACGAACUCUCAUUUCUUUUGCCUUCCAGUCAUUGCGAUAGUUUUCUCUAAUAGUGUCUAUACACUUGUGUAGUUUCCGCGCAGUUUCAUAUUUUUGCCAAUCUUUUUCACCUUUAAGUUUUGAACUGGGAUUUAACAUAACGUAUUUGGCUUGACCUUGAACAUUUUCAGUCCAAGAAGCCAACCAUGUAACAGUGUUGUCAUGUCGAACUUCCUUCCAUUUAUGGCCAGAUGGAGGCUUGGGCACCUUACUAUCCUUGGAACAGUUAAUUAGUACGUCUUCUGGCAUGACACGCUUCUUGAGCAUCCCCAUUUUAGGGUGUUCACCUCGUCCCCUAAACAAGCCAGGAGGUUCUAUUCUAAAAUUACCAAUUUUUUCUUUAUGGCCAUCUAUUAUGCAGAAGCCAUACUCUUUUUGAAUUUCUUCAUUUUUAGCUUUGAGUUCAGCUUUCUCUUCCUUUGUUUUGUUUCUAUUUCUUUCUGAUUGAUUUUGGAAAAACGCAUGCAUUUCUUUAAAAUCACAUUUUGAGAGAUCUUUAAUAGUUUUUGCUUCUUCAUGGGUCAUGACUUUACGCCAAUCAUUAAAGAAGUUUGUAUUAAAUGCAGGUUUGGUGGUAUAGUCGUGAUCAAGCAUCCGAGCAUAAAAUCCAGCCACUUCCUCAGCAUCUUGAGAUAGUCGCAUCUCUUUACCAUCAUAACGGAAUUUCACAUUCGCAGGCAACGGAUCAUAUGGUGGAGCAAAUAAAGGCCCUUUAUGUUCAAGGAACUUCCACUUGGUCCCAUCAUCUUUCUUUUCUUCUUCCCA
Chilo suppressalis (striped riceborer) is the source of this 4766-nucleotide messenger RNA. The record is from the annotation of a GenBank genome assembly. Lineage: Eukaryota; Metazoa; Arthropoda; Insecta; Lepidoptera; Crambidae.